Podospora pseudocomata is the source of this 3447-nucleotide messenger RNA. RefSeq lists its product as uncharacterized. Gene Ontology annotation, cellular component: ribosome. Gene Ontology annotation, biological process: translation. The transcript is spliced from 2 exons. The coding region runs from base 2492 to 3151 and encodes 219 amino acids. The record is from RefSeq and is a predicted model, not a curated record. Lineage: Eukaryota; Fungi; Ascomycota; Sordariomycetes; Sordariales; Podosporaceae. Gene Ontology annotation, molecular function: structural constituent of ribosome.
UUAUUAUUCAAGCCCCUUGGCUGAGCAUCUCCCACUGAUCCGACACACUCUCCGAUGUUGGUGUGAGGAGGGCAUAGCUGUCACCGUCGCUGUUCCUGCUCCCGCUCCCGGUCUCGACUGCCACUCUCACCAGAGCCCAGCUGUUUCCGAGAUCCUCACCCUCAACCCACUCUUCACUUGUUGUAGGGGAAGUGUCUUUCGUCCCACCCUGGCUGCUCCUCCCUUUUCCACGACCUCGCUUCCGUGGCUUGACCUUGAUCUGAUAUUCCCACUGCCCUUCCCCCCUCACAACAUCCUCAAACCCAAACCCAACCCUCUGCACCGCUUCACAAUCCCCAACAGACCCUUCAACAGCCAGACUCUGCCCAGCUUCCACCUCCUCCACCAGUUGCCUCCACCGCCUCCCAAAAACCAACCUCCCAUCCCUCUCAUCCUCAAACGGCAACCUCCAGCUUUUGUCCGCGGCAAUUUCCCGCCCCUCAAUCAAAUUAUUCCUCGUCCAUUCCUUCUUUCCCUCCUCAAAGAAGUCCCUCUUCAUUUUCUCGCAGUAAUCACAGCAAUACAGCGAGCUACACCUCGUCUUGAACAUUUUCUCCAAAACAGGAAUGUAGUGCGGCCUGAUCAGCAACCCACUUCUCAUGCUCGAGGCUUUCCCGUAAGCGUAAGGUUGAUUUGCCUUUUUGAGUCGCUGCGCGUCGGUCUUGAGCUUGGGGAAGUUCCAGGAGCGGUCGAAGAAGACGUCUUCGUAGUCGGAGAUGUGGCUUUGGAUGCGGUAGAGAUCCUGGCUGUUGCGGCCCGGGAGGCCUACGCGGAUGGUGUUUUUACCGUGAAACUUUUUGGGGUUGGGUUGGACGAGUUUGGUUUGGUCGAAGGGGAUGUUGGAGGGUUCUUCUGGGUGGGGGAUCUGGGAGGAGAGACGGGGGAGGUAGCGGGUUAGGGUGAGGGAGGUGAGGUGGUUGUCGUUUUCCAUUUUGGCUGUCAGGAUUGGGUUUUGGACUGACUAAGGAGUCUGGGUUUGGAGACACUGAGGUGGCAACACGAUGUUGAUUUAUACAAUGUAUUCAUGGCACUAGCAAUUGAGGACAUCACGACGCCAGGGUUUGCUGGCGCCCUCUUCUCGCACAGCGAGCUCAGAGUGGCAUGGUGCGGUCUUGGUAUAACAUGCCAUUGGCUGGAUUUGUCUUCGUGGCUGUGGCAGUGGUCUUAAUCGCCAAAAUAACCCUCAAUUUCCCACAACAAGAAGAUGGAGCUAACCCUGUCAUGCCGUUCCGUGAGUACAAUUACCCUUGACGUCGUCAACUUUGAUGCGGAGCAGUUUCUCUGCGUUUUUGUAGGCAAUGGCCUCCAGCUGCUCCUGGUCGACCAGCCCGCUUGCCUCCAGCUCCUUGAACCAUGCCAACCCAACCUCAUUGCUUGUAAAAGGAUAGUCAAUACUGUACAGGAUGUGGUCAAUGGGAGUGUUGGCCAAAAUGCACCUCAUGGGAUCCAAGCUCCAAACACCGCUCGUCGUGACAUAGAUGUUCUCCCGAUAUACCGUUGUGAAGUUUCUCUGAGCUGUGCUCCAUCUUCCACUAAGCCUGUCAAUACGCUGCAGCAUAAACGGUAUCAUUUCACCCAUAUGUCCAGCGAUGAUCUUCAGCUUGGGUCUGCGAUCAAACAGUCCAGAGGCAAACAGUCUCAAGACAUGAAGCCCAGUGUCCUGGUGCCACCCCCAGCCAGAACUUCCCAGCGAGUUUGCAGCGAUAGGAUCGAAGUUGCCUUGAUAUCGUGGAGCCAUGUCUUCACUCGGCCAAGUGGGAUGAAGGUAGACUGGAACAUCGAAUUCCUCUGCAACAGCCCAAAAAGCAUCGUAUUCCUCCCCAUCAAAAUAGCCCCCUUUGCCGUCGUGAUUGUCGACCAAAGCACCCACAAAGCCGAGCUCCGUGACCGCCCUCCGGAACUCUGCUGCCGCUUCCGCCGGCUGAGACAUGGGAGCAGUCGCAAAACCUGCCAAUCUUCCUUUUGCAUUCUUGACAGCCUCAUAGACCUGAUCGUUGGCUGACCUGCUGUAGUUGACGGGGUACGACCCUAACCCUGCGGCAUGGCUAACAACUUGGAUUGUGACAUCUCCCUUGUCCAUGUCGGAAAGUCGGAGAGAGGAGAGGUUGGUCAACUUUUCCAUGACAUUGGGGACAAACUGUGUCUGCUCCUUGAACAGAGCCUUCAUAGCAUCCGGGGUGGUGGCAGAAACGUAGUGCUCCUCGAGGGUUAUGAGUGGAGGCAUCUUGGCCAAGGUGGGAAGGAUGAGGAGUGGAAUAAAUCGUAGGAACUCCAUGAUUGCAGACAUUGUAUCUACUUCUAAAGAAGAGAGACCGUUGUACAAUUAACCCCUAGCUUCGAAGUCUCUUCUCCCUGUUUUAUCUUCCGAUAUUCAUGUCGUCACGUCAUCAGCCAUCGCUUCGCAACUUCGCCAUGCUUUCAUCCGGUCUCACUCAAACAAACCCUGAGGUGAAUGGUUUGUCUCGGAUCAAAAUCAAGGGUUAGGGUCACACAUGUUCCACCUCUGAACCCGAAGGUGCACCCACGUGAUCCACUCCCACCCAAUCCCUGUCUCCGCCCUACCCACCUCCCAAACGCCCGGACCACAUCCAAACCUGUCGGACCUUCAACUUUACGAUUCAUCGACGAUUCGGAACGAGACACCCGAGCGUCGGUGACGAACAAACGCAACAGGAACAACCCCUCCCCCCGAUCGAUCCAAGCCAUGGCGAGCCUCUCCCUCCUCGCGCGCUCCAUGCGCACCCUCUCCCUCUCCUCAACGACCGCCCUCCGAACCGUUGCCCGUCCCAAGACCUCCACAGUCGCCACCAGAUUCCAGACGACCCGGUCGCUCUCCUCCAAGUCGCACGGCCUGUUUUGCUCGUGCUGCCGGCCGGCCCUCUCCAAGAUCGUUUCCCAGACUACACAGACGGCUCCAACAUCGAAUGGGGCUGCUGCCAGCAAGGCGGUGGGGGUGGCGGUUCAGCAGACGAGGGGGAUGAAGGUUCACAGUUCCGUCAAGAAGAGGUGUGAGCACUGCAAGGUUGUGAGGCGAAAGGCGGGGAAGAGACAUCGGGGGUACAUCUACAUCAUUUGCCCGGCGAAUCCAAGACAUAAGCAGCGCCAGGGUUAAGACGUUGUUUUGUGAAGGGAUGGAUGAUUGUACGAUAUACCCGAAGUUGGGAGGGGAGUCUACAUGAGGAGAGGCACAGAACCCAGAUAUGAGAGGGUCGUGCACAGUACGAGAGAAAGGUCACGGAGGGCAAGGUAAAAUUGUCUCUUUAGCUUUACAGACCGUCAAUAUACCUUUCCAUGCUCUCCCAUUCUGUCUUGCCCGUGGAGAGGAGAUAGCGGAUGUGGUCCUGUGGACGUAGUAGGGAUUAGUCUUCACUGGGCCAAAACGUGGACGAGGAAAGAGGAGAAACAAAC